Molecule: messenger RNA, 984 nt
Organism: Hyaloperonospora brassicae
Lineage: Eukaryota; Oomycota; Peronosporomycetes; Peronosporales; Peronosporaceae
Source: the annotation of a GenBank genome assembly
AUGGCAUUCCCUAGAACUGAUAGUAUCUCCUGGUGGCUCUACCGAGACGCUUCGUGCUCGGCAACUGCUGCAGUGUUCCACGGACGUUUCGAUCUGUCGCUCGUGCAACGACCGACACGACGUCGAACGAGUGAAUACGCACCAAACAGUUCUUCGGAUCAUUCGCUCGCGACGCUGCAAACGACGGGACUGCAACUCGUUCCAGAAGUUCAGAGUCACGUGUGGGACCUCUUGGACCGACGCUCCCGUCUUUGUGAUCCGCAACAGCGUACACCACUAACGACCAGACCAAUGGACGAGGUCGAGGUCUUUCCCGUGGCUGUGAAAAGCCUGAGCUUAAGUGCUGAAGCUGCUGCAGAGCGAGGACUAAGCGAAGACAAGGCCCUGCUGUAUUGCAAGUUGCAGCUGAACCCGAUCUCGCGCUGUGGCGCUGGGGCUGCCAAGACAGAGGACCGCCGACAGGAGAACGACUGGUUCUCGUGGAAACUACAGCGGGCAGAAGAGUACCGAAGACGUGGGAACGAGGCGUUCAAACGAGAGAGCUACUGCUUGGCGGUGCAGCUGUACACGCGAGCGUUGGCAUGGCUCGAGCCACCAGCUGCUUGGUCGGAGACGACUCUACCUACCAAGGGACAGUACUCGCUCGAGGAGCUCCAACAAGUCAACCAUGUGGCUAUCGCGUGCUAUGCCAACAUGGCAACGAGCUAUUCCAAGAUUAACGGUGACAAAGACGUUGACCGCUGUAUCACUGCAGCGUCAAGUGCACUGGCCAUCGAUGACGCACACGUAAAAGCUCGCUACCGCCGAAGCCAGGCGUGCGUCCAGUCAAAAGCGUUUGACUUGGCACUAGCAGACCUCACGAAGCUGCUCGAGCUCGACCCAGCCAACAACUUAUUCCGAGCUGCAUUCGCUCGAGCGCGACACGCAAAGACACAGUUCUGCAAGAAGCAGCAAAACGCGUUUGCCAAUCUCUUCAGCGAGUAG